Papaver somniferum (opium poppy) is the source of this 2208-nucleotide messenger RNA. RefSeq names its product L-ascorbate oxidase homolog. The coding region runs from base 275 to 1915 and encodes 546 amino acids. The transcript has 7 exons. Gene Ontology annotation, molecular function: oxidoreductase activity; copper ion binding. The record is from RefSeq and is a predicted model, not a curated record. Lineage: Eukaryota; Viridiplantae; Streptophyta; Magnoliopsida; Ranunculales; Papaveraceae.
ACCAUCCCUCUCUACCAAAAUCUUUCAAUUUCAACUCGGUUUUAUAUCAUUUGCACUCUAUUAUUAUUAUAUAUCCCAACACCACCAUCCUCUUUAGUUUUAGUUUUCUCUCUAUAAAUCACUUUAAAUUCUCUAUAGAGAGGGAACCAUCUCAGAUACGCACUUCUCUUCUCCCAGCACCCAAACUUUUCAUAUUCUCACUUCUUCUAUUUUCUCUUCUCUUUGUCUCUGACUCUGUGCAGUGAUCAUAGUAAGUAGCCAGUGAUAAAGAAUCAUGACGUCGCUAAAAUUAGCGACAGUUUUCUUUACCGUUGCGCUUCUAUUUGUGUUCGUAAACGCAGAAGAUCCUUACAAAUUCUUUGAAUGGAACGUCACUUAUGGUGCAAUUCAUCCUGUUAGUUCUGCAGUGGCUCAACAGGUUAUUAUGAUUAAUGGUCAAUUCCCUGGUCCUGACAUCCAUGCUGUUACAAAUGAUAAUCUGAUCAUCAACGUUUUCAACAAUUUAGAUGAACCAUUCCUUCUUUCAUGGAAUGGGAUACUUCAGAGGAGGAAUUCAUGGCAAGACGGAGUUUACGGAACAACAUGUCCAAUUCCACCAGGCAAGAACUGGACAUACACUCUACAAGUGAAGGAUCAAAUCGGUAGUUUCUUCUACUACCCUUCGCUUUCCUUCCACAAAGCCGCCGGUGGGUUCGGUGGUAUCAGGAUCCUCAGCAGACCUAGAAUUCCAGUUCCAUUCCCUGAACCAGCUGGUGACCAUACUCUUCUAAUUGGUGAUUGGUACAAUCUUAACCACACGAGAUUGAGAACUAUUCUUGAAAACAAAAAGCUCCCUAACCCAAGUGACAUCUUCAUCAAUGGCAAGAAAUCCACCCCCACAUCCAACGCUGUCACUUUCAUGGCCGAACAAGGCAAAACAUAUAGGUUCAGGAUCUCGAAUGUUGGGUUACAAACCUCACUCAACUUCAGGAUUCAAGGCCACAAGAUGAAACUAGUUGAAGUUGAGGGUACACACACAGUCCAGACUAUGUAUUCAUCUCUAGACGUUCACGUCGGCCAGUCUUACUCUGUUCUGGUCACGGCCGAUCAACCUCCUAGUACCUACUACAUGGUUGUAUCUUCGCGAUUCACAACCAAGAUUCUGACAGCCACUGGCCAUUUCACUUACACCAAUUCUAAUGGUCAGAUUGCUGGACCUGUUCCAGGUGGUCCUACCAUUCAAAUCGAUUGGUCCCUCAACCAAGCUCGUUCCAUCAGGACUAACUUGACUGCAAGUGGACCAAGGCCGAACCCACAAGGUUCAUACCACUAUGGAUUGAUCAACACAACCAGAACCAUCAGACUUCAGAGUAUAGCAGCACAAGUAAACAAGAAACAGAGGUAUGCACUUAACAGUGUAUCUUUCGUCCCGGCUGAUACUCCUCUCAAACUUGCUGACCACUACAAGAUUAGUGGCGUUUUUCGUCUUGGAAGCAUCUCAGACAACCCUACUGGUGGGGGUGUGUACACAGACACAUCGGUUAUGGCUGCCAAUUUCAGAGAUUUCAUUGAAAUCAUAUUCGAAAACACUGAAAACGUUGUGCAAAGUUACCAUAUUGAUGGAUAUUCGUUCUUCGUAGUCGGAAUGGACGGAGGAUUAUGGUCACCAUCAACGAGAGCACAAUAUAACCUGAGGGAUGCAGUUGCCCGUUGCACCGUUCAGGUAUAUCCUAAAUCAUGGACAGCAAUCUACGUUGGACUUGAUAACGUGGGAAUGUGGAAUAUAAGAUCUGAGAACUGGGUUCGUCAGUACCUCGGACAACAAUUCUAUUUACGUGUGUAUUCACCUGUGGAAUCAAUUAGAGAUGAAUAUCCUAUCCCAAGGAAUGCUCGUCUCUGUGGAAGGGCAACAGGUCGACACACCCGUCCCCUUUAAGCUACUGCCAUUACAGAUCGAACAUUAGGAAUUUAUAUGUAAUAUUUUUAAUGAGUUGUACGUACUUGAUCUAAAGUUGGUGCUCACUCGGCACCAAUAAGGCAAGAUAUAGCGGAGUCUGAAAACAUUGACCUUAUCUUGAGGUCACCAUUCUUUUCUUUAUUUAUUGCAAUUGUUGAAGCUUUUCUAUCGCAAUCGCAAUCACAAUCAAAUUAGCUUUUGUAAAUGUUUCUUGCAUGCUGUUAUGCAAGUAAAUGGAGAUAUUUCAUCCAUGUGCAAAUGGCCUACACAAA